GUCGGCCGGCUCGACAUUUUUUAAAAAAUUAUUUUGAGUUGAAUUUCGAUAUUAAACUCGUUUAAUAAAGCAGAUAAAAUUAGUAAAGUAGGCAGUUGAAAAGUGAUAUCAAAAUUUAUAAUGGAUCUCUCUGAGGUUGUAAUCACUUCUGACACUCAGAACAAGCAAAGUAAUUGCUGUAUAUAUGAUUUAAAAACUGGCAGUCUUUUAUCUUCCUAUAAAGGGCAUAAUAAUACCCCUAGAACUUUGGCUAUGAUAAAUGGCGAUUUUCUAAUUAGUGGUGUUCAGAAUCAACCGAUAUUGAAAGUUUGGACUGUUUCUAAAAAGAUCAAUCAGGAAGAAAAAUUAUUUGUGCCAGGAAUUGUUUCUAGUUUAACAGUUUCGAAUUGUGGACACUACUGUGCUGCUGCUAUUCAGAAGAACAUAUAUUUAUGGGCGAUUAAAAAUGGGACUUUAAUCACAGUUCUAUCACGCCAUUUUCAAAACAUUACAUCUCUGAAAUUCAGUAGUGAUGGUUCUCAUAUUUUAUCUGGUGGAAUGGAUGCUCUUGUUAUGGUGUGGAUGCUUGCUCAAGCCUUAAUUACUGAAAAUAAUGAUCCGCGUUUUGUUUGGAGACAUCACACUCAAGCCAUUACUGAUAUUCAUGUUGGUUCAUUAGGUAUAUAUUCCCGAGUGGCUACAACAUCACUUGAUAUGACAUGCAGAAUUUAUGAAUUGGACACAGGAAAACUUUUACUGUCUAUCUGCAUGGACAAUCGGUUAACGUCAGUCGCAAUGGAUCCUGCUGAGUACUACUUAAUAUUAGGCACGGAUAAAGGAAGCAUUUACCGGGUUGAUUUGUAUAAAUGUGACAAGUCUGAGAUGGCUAUAGAAGCUAAUGAUUGUGAAUAUGAAUUCGAGUUCAAAGGACAUUCGAAAAAAAUUAAUUCGUUAUCCAUAUCCACUUUUGGGACAACACUUGUGUCUGGAUCAGAAGAUAAGACUUGUAAAAUGUGGGAUAUAGCUACUUUGUCCUGUUUGAAAACUACUCCUCACGAAGGACCUGUUACAAAUGCAUUCACUGCUAUGAAACCUUUGGCCAUUUCUGAUGAGAAAGCAAAACCAUCUUUCUUCAUAAAAGAGUUUGGUAGAACUCCUGGAAAACGUUACCUAGAUUAUUCACUCACUGAAAUACAGGAUAAGGAGGUUUCACUUUUGAAAGCUGACAGCAUUGAUGCCUACUACAAUUCAGCUUUACUAAGAGGUGCUGAUCACCUUUUAUCAGAGCCAGAGGAUAUGAAACAAGCUAUCACAGAGCUUAGAGAUGUUAAUAGUCAAUUGUAUGCUCAUUGCUUAAAUUCCAUAGCUGACGUUGUAAUGGGGUUUGAAGAAGGACUGUAGUCAUUUAUAAUGUGAUUUUUAAUGAGUCGCAUUUAAGAUUGUGAUCUAAAGAUUUCAUAUCUCAAUCACCAUAUUCAUGUAUUUCCAUUCAGUUUUUUAUUUUAUAUAUGUAUGUAUAAAAAUUUAGAGAACGUUUUUUAUGUUUUUCUAUUGCAUUGUGUAUAUAUGUCGGAGAUUUUAUGCAUACCAAUAAAUAAGGAUCAUUUUAAAUUCUUUUUGUUACUAUGCACUUAUAUUAAGCUAAACAAGUUAAGCACAAUGUACCACAUCUUUAAAUGUAAUAUGAACCGCUAGGACAUAAUCAGAAAAAUGCUAUACUAAUAGUGUCUAUUUUUUUAGUCAAGAUUCCAACCCACAUUCUCAAUGAAGAAGCCUUCAGUUUUACCAACUGUGAUUUUGCUCAGCUUUCGUGUUGCUUAAUUUUCCAAGAAUUUUUUCAAAAACUAAC
Molecule: messenger RNA, 1828 nt
Organism: Uloborus diversus
Lineage: Eukaryota; Metazoa; Arthropoda; Arachnida; Araneae; Uloboridae
Product: WD repeat-containing protein 18-like
Exons: 11
Coding region: 121-1380 (419 amino acids)
Biological process (GO): rRNA processing; DNA-templated DNA replication
Cellular component (GO): nuclear pre-replicative complex
Molecular function (GO): protein binding
Source: RefSeq, a predicted model, not a curated record